Molecule: messenger RNA, 1881 nt
Organism: Caenorhabditis briggsae
Lineage: Eukaryota; Metazoa; Nematoda; Chromadorea; Rhabditida; Rhabditidae
Exons: 5
Coding region: 1-1881 (626 amino acids)
Biological process (GO): protein phosphorylation; intracellular signal transduction
Cellular component (GO): nucleus
Molecular function (GO): ATP binding; protein serine/threonine kinase activity
Source: RefSeq, a predicted model, not a curated record
AUGACGUCUUCAGAAUCUCGAAAAUUCCAAGAUCCAGAAUGUUUCGAAUCCUUGAAUUCUAAAUUUCUGGAAUCUCCAGAAUCUGCGGAUUCCGGCUUUCUAGGACCUCCAAAAGCUUCUUCUGAAUCUCCAGAAUUCAAGGAUUCUGGUGAAUUUCAAAACUACAGUAUCCUCAAUCCCCUUGGAAUUGGAAAUUUCAGUGCUGUCUCUCUAAUUUUGACUCAAAAAUCCAAAAAAUACGCGAUGAAAGAAUUAUUUUCGGAAGAAAACCAAGAGAACGACCCAUUUGAAGAAUUUGAGAAUCAUUUUUUGGUUUCAAGCUCCGCCCACCACCCGAAUAUUCUGAAAAUGUAUAAAAUGAGCAAUGACGACGAGGAUGGAACAUGUCGGUAUUUUAUGGAAUAUGUGGAUUCUGGAAACUUAUUCGAGAGGAUUCAAGAGAAUUUGGAGAACGGAUUUUCAGACAAAUUGGCGCUGAAAUUUUAUAGACAGUUGGUUUUUGGAUUGGAGCAUAUUCAUGGAAUGGGCAUUGCUCAUUUGGAUAUUCGACCCGAGAAUUUGAUGUUGACCGGAGAUGAAAUCCUAAAAAUCAGUGAUUUCGGCUUAUCAGUUCGAUUCAAGGAUGAAAAUGGCAUCUCAUCUCUUGUGGAACCUUCUGGAAGCGCCUUAUAUCGAUCACCGGAAUGUAGAAAAUGCGCUCUAAUCGACGGACCAAAAUCGGAUAUUUUUUCAAGUGGAGUGGUUCUUGUUGAGAUGUUAAAUGGGUGUUAUCCAUGGGAAGAGGCGACAGAAACUGAUGAGAAUUAUAAGAAAUGGAUCGAUGGAAUUGAGAAUAUGGGAUGGAAAAAUGCAGGGGAGCUGGUUAUGGCAUUCCUUCGCAAAAUUCUCACCGACGACCCUGAAAAGCGUGCCAAAAUCCAGGAAAUUAAAUCGGAUGGAUGGUUCCAGGAAAGCUACAGUAAUCCGGAGAACUCGAGAAAACGGAAAAUCGCCGAAAAUGAGCAACAAGAAAAGAGGACAAGACUCUACCUGUCCGAAUGCUCAAAACUAGCUUUCAAUGUUGCCCGGCUAAAAAACAUGAAGGAAUUCGGGCUAGAAAUUGCUUCAUCUUCAACCCAAAUCCUAAUUAUUGGUCCGGAUUUCAAAGAAGCCGUUGGAUUCACAUUUAAAAAAUCGAGGUCAAUGAAUUCGAUUCGUUAUCUUCCCAGCGAGAAUCCGGAUAAAGACUUUCCAGAUCUUUUGAAGAAGAUUCUAGAAGUUUUCGGAAUCUCCCAAGUCUUGUAUUUCUUCACAAACGAUUCCAACUUCCAACUUUUCGUCUCAAUUUCGGAAAUUUUGAUUCAACGACAAUGCAAAGUUGCUACAUUGCAUUUUUGGUUGAAACAUGUGGAAGAUAAGAAGAAGUUAAAGUAUAUAUUGGAUAAUUUGAGGAUUUCCGAGUUGCUGCGAUUUCAUUCUGAUGUCAAAUUAAGCUCAAAUUUUGAAUAUAUUCCUGGGAAUUACCCAAAAGUGCUUAGCGUUGAAAACUCUUCUUGGUUUGGACUAAAUCAACUGUUCUCAGCUGUCAAAAGCUCCUUAAAAGUUACAAUUUCCAAAUCAUCGCUCACAAUUCAUGAUCUUAACGAAUUCCUUGGAAAAUGGAUUGCUGGAGAGAUUCAAAACAUGACAGCGUUCUCUAUCUCUAUAACUAGCAAAAAUUUCAUUGGAGACUCGCCGGUUCUCGGAAUGAAACAACCGAUUAUAGGAACGCGGAAUUGGCGGAUUAAUCACGGAGUUAUCUGUGCAAAAGUUCAAUUUGGACGCUUGAUCAAGAACAUCAAUGGAGAGGAAGCAGUCAUUGAACUGAUGUAUAACAGAUUUUUGUUCCUAGCUUCGAGUUGA